CUUCGGAAUGCUUGGAAGCUGCUGAUUAAAUCUUUUUACGGAAGUGCGGAAGUGUCGUAACAAAUUUGCUUACACGUUGACCCGUGACAUUUAAAAUUGGGUUAGCAGUUGCCUCUACGCAAGUAUAUCAUUUUUACUAUCACAUCAAUCUCACAACUCAGCCAACUCCGUAAGUUGAUGUUCCUUAUCAGUGAAUAUCAUUCCUCCACACUUGGCUUUCCCAUGAAUAUUUUACGUGCUUUAAUUCUGCUUUCUCAUCAUCUCCGUCCUACCUAGUCUGUCUACAUCGCCUAUUUCCUGGCCGAGUAGCCAUAAGCUCUCUUAAGUGUUUUUUCAAGUGUUGCUCUCAAGUGUUCCGGUCAGUUUGCAUUGUCAUCCUGAAGUCGCAGUAGGCUUCACUGCAUAGGACAACACAUGUAGAAGGAUGGUUCUCUCAACCGUAGAGUUUGCUGUUAAUUUAUCAUGUGAUAGCUGUGUAAAAAAUGUGAAGAAUCAACUAGAAGGAGUAGAAGGAAUUGAGAAUGUCAAGAUUUCUUUGGAGAAUCAAUCUGUUGUCCUCAACACCGCUCUUCCUUCUUUCGAAGUUCAAAGGUUGAUCGAACAAACUGGAAAACAAGCUGUGCUAAAGGGAUAUGGUUCAGAGGAGAGAAAUUUAGGUUCAGCCGUCGCUCAAUUGGCUGGUGAAUCAGGGUUCAGCUCAGGAAUCUUGAAAGGUGUAGUUCGCUUUGUCCAGUCUGAUGCAAAGACCUGUGUUGUUGAGGGUACCAUCGAUGGAUUAACACCUGGCUCUCAUAACUUACAGGUCCAUGAAUGUGGUGAUAUUUCCAAAGGCUGUGAUAGUGUCGGUGAUAUUUUUAACCCGGGCAGUGAGCCUCUUACACAAGAAUCCAAUGAGUUAAAUAAAAGGCUUGCUGGAGAUUUAGGUAAGAUACAAGCUAAUGCUGAAGGUCGUGCUGAAUUCAGAUUUGAAGACAGUCUUCUCAAAGUGUGGGAUAUAAUUGGAAGGUCACUUGUAAUCGCAAAAAGUAUGAAUGACGGUUUAGAGGAUUUAUCACAAUCUGACAGUGAGCAAAGAAGGUUAGCCUGUGCUAUCAUUGCGCGAUCAGCUGGUCUCUUCGAGAACACAAAGAAAAUAUGUGCAUGUGAUGGCGUAUCAAUAUGGGAUGAACGAAACAGACCUCUAACAGGACCGGGCAGACAGAGUGAAACCUCCAAAACAGACAGAAAAAUCGAUGGCAUCAGCAGCUGUUCAGUCGGUUGAGGUUUUUACUUUUUUUUCUCAGAAUGUUUAUUUUGAUGGCCAAAGUGUGAAACUACGUAUCCUAUUGGGGUGUUUCAAAAUUUCCUUUCUUACUUUAUUCUUUCAAAGAGAAACAAGUCAAUUAUAUUGUUUGAAAAUCAUGCAGAUUAUUGUUUUGUCAGAGAAGAAAACAGCAACCAAGUUUUUCCAAGAAAUCACAUCGACUAUUUUCUGCAGAAAUAAGAAACUAUGAUGGAAUGUCUCUAAUGUUGCAAUUGGAGAUCCGUAGUUUUGCACCUUAGCAAUCGCUUUGUAUGAUCCUGAAUACCAUUAGAGCUUCAAGAAAAUCACUCUUUUGCCUUAAUUUUAGCAUUCCGUGAAUCAAAUUUCUAGGAUGAAGCAUGAAAGUGUUCAAAUUUUCAUGCGGACUUAGCACUCAUGGAGCAGCUGUAAAGUAGCAAUCCUGGCAGAAGAAUGUAUUCUUUUUAGCAUAGCAUUGAAUUUGACCAUAAAAUUAGUUCAAAUUUUUUGUCAUGUAGCCAGCCAAAUAUCGAAUUCUGAUGGAAAAUCUUGCCUUUCUCAGUGAUAUUAUUAUUUACAUCUAUUUCGGUUUUGUUACAUUUUUUUUUUUUUUUAUACUGCCUCUUCUGUCAAAUUGUUAAAAGUUGGAUUGCAAUUUAUUUUUUGUAAGUCUGACAGUGCUAUCUUAUGAAGCUGUUCAUGAACAUGUAAUGCUGUAGGGGAUAGGCAUCAAGGAAAGAGUUAUGCCUUUUUUGGCUUUGCUUAAAAGUGUUGUGAGGGAGGGAAGGUAGAAAAAAGCCUAAAUUUAAUGUUACAUAUUUUAUGAACAGUCCUUUUCCAGAAAUUCUGGUCAUCUAUCAUCAUUUUAUCCUCUGCGCGAUGCAUUCAUUACAUCUUGAAAUUCAUGUGAAGUAUUUAAAUUUCCCUGGUAAUUCAUCAAUAAAAUCGGACAAAGAUUAAUUUUGGUUUAAAAAUGCACAAAGAUUGAGAUUCUAAUUUGUAAAAUGUCCAAAUGACUAUUACACUAAAAUUUUGAAUGCACAUUGACGAGGAGACUAAACAAA
Bemisia tabaci is the source of this 2325-nucleotide messenger RNA. RefSeq names its product Copper chaperone for superoxide dismutase (gene Ccs). The record is from RefSeq and is a predicted model, not a curated record. Gene Ontology annotation, biological process: superoxide metabolic process. Gene Ontology annotation, molecular function: copper ion binding. Lineage: Eukaryota; Metazoa; Arthropoda; Insecta; Hemiptera; Aleyrodidae.